AUGCGGCCUUUCGUUGCCAUCCAGGCAAUCUUCUUUUUCAGCGUCCUGUGGCUGCUUUAUCGCUACUAUGGUCAGCACUCCCACUUGUCUGCCGUCACCGAGGCGUCCCCGGUGACGAAGAUUGCCAUUCCCCAGACUGUCCACCAGCUUCUCCUGUCGAUGCCCGACCAUCCCAUCUCGCAUUUUGAACCCAAUGAUCACGUGAUCUCGUGGCAGCAAUCCGGGUGGAAAGUCGAGUACUGGAGCGAAGAGGCCUGCCUCGAGCUUGCACGCGAGGUGGACGCGUCAGCAAAAAUUGCAGCCGCAUUUGAGAAACUCCCCUACGCGGUGCUCAAGUCGGACUUUUGUCGCUACCUGGUCCUGUUCGGGCGAGGAGGAGUGUACAGCGACCUCGAUGUCCACCUCGUUCAGCCGCUGCCAUGGACAGUUAUGGGUUCUGAGGACCAGUAUCAUAGUCCCCCGAAUGUGAUUAUUGGACUGGAAGGAGACGCGACCACACAAGGUCUCCCUCGCUCGCCGCAGUUCGUCCAGUKGACUAUGGCGUCGACUGCUUUGCACCCCAUGUUCCGGGAUCUACUUACUCGCAUCGCGGAGAGGACGCCAAGUUUUGUGGAACAGGUGCAUGCUUUGGAGGGUGAUGCCGAGGUCAAUGUUAUGGACUGGACGGGUCCGAGUGUAUGGACCGAUACUAUCCUCGACUACUUGGGCUGCUCGGAGGAACAGAUACAGAAUCUACGGGACUUGAAGGACCCAGUGAGAAUUCGAGACGUGAUGAUCCUUCCCAAAAGAUCAUUUGCCAUCACGCAGGGGGAAGAUCACACUUUACCCGAUGUGCUGGUAAAGCACUAUUUUAGUGGCACAUGGAAGGGUUGCAAGAACCAGUGGCAUGGGUGGAUGCUACCAUGGCUUUGUUAG
Messenger RNA from Aspergillus pseudoviridinutans, 915 nucleotides. It is a transcript of the gene och4, whose product is annotated as putative alpha-1,6-mannosyltransferase subunit (Hoc1). The transcript has a single exon. Gene Ontology annotation, biological process: protein N-linked glycosylation. Gene Ontology annotation, cellular component: mannan polymerase complex. The record is from RefSeq and is a predicted model, not a curated record. Gene Ontology annotation, molecular function: alpha-1,6-mannosyltransferase activity. NCBI's taxonomy places the organism in Eukaryota, Fungi, Ascomycota, Eurotiomycetes, Eurotiales, Aspergillaceae. Bases 1 to 915 code for a protein of 304 amino acids.